Messenger RNA from Colletotrichum paranaense, 1080 nucleotides. Its product is annotated as epoxide hydrolase. The transcript is spliced from 4 exons. Bases 1 to 1080 code for a protein of 359 amino acids. The record is from RefSeq and is a predicted model, not a curated record. NCBI's taxonomy places the organism in Eukaryota, Fungi, Ascomycota, Sordariomycetes, Glomerellales, Glomerellaceae. Gene Ontology annotation, molecular function: hydrolase activity.
AUGGGACAUCACAACUACCAGGAGUGGCCUGGCCAUACGGACUCUAAGAUGGCGACUGCUCCAUUUCAAAACGGCCGAUUCAACGGUAUUCAAUACAGAUAUAUCCAUGCAGAGCCUGAUUCGGGAAAGUCUGUUGGUACUGUUUUCCUCGUCCACGGAUGGCCUGAUUUGGCCUUGGGCUGGGCCAACCAUAUUCCCUUCCUCCUCUCCAAGGGCCUGAGCGUCGUCGCUUUGGACAAGAUUGGAUAUGGUGGAACUGAUUCACCCGAGGAUGUCAAUACCUGGAAGCGCGCUGCAGACGACAUCGCCACACUCGCAAGCCAACUUGGUCUCUCUCGUAUCAUCCUCGGUGGACACGACUUUGGUGGAGCAGUGGUUUAUCGGACCGCCAUCUGGCAUCCAGACCUCGUAGCCGCCUUCUACGUGCUCAACACGCCUUUCGCAGCUCCCACGGCCUCCUUUGUGGACCUCGCAUACGAUUGGCCUGGAUUUAAAUACCAGCAGCAAUUCCGUACAGAUGCCGUUGCGGACUAUGUCGGGCCGGCUGAUGCCCAGAACACAACGCGCAUUCGACAAAUCCUGAACAACGUCUACGGUGUGAUUGGCCCCAAUGGCGAGCAACCCAGCAACGUCACAGACAUCGGAUUCUACUAUGAUCUGCUCGACCUUGUGACUACAGACACGCCGCUUCUCACCAAGGCGCAGAUUGACUUUUAUGUCGAAGAAUACACCAGAAAGCCAAUUAAUCACACGCUCAACGAAUACCGUAACAACAACCUGAAUUGGGAAGAUGAGCGGGUGCUUAUCCCUGACAAUACCACUUACAGCGGCAAGUUCAAGCAACCUGCGCUGUACAUCGCUGCAACCCAGGAUCUCACGCUGCCUCCGUCUCUAUCCGAAGGAAUGAAAACGUACUUUGACAACUUGAGCCGAGGUGAGAUUGACGGCGGGCAUUGGGCAAGGUGGCAGAAGCCUCUCGAGGUUGAGAACUAUGUUGGAAACUGGUUAGCAACCUCGGUGUUUGGAAAUGCUCCCUUGAACCUUACCGCAGGGCUCGGUCUUGGAGCGCCCUGCAUGUAG